Agelaius phoeniceus (red-winged blackbird) is the source of this 2331-nucleotide messenger RNA. It is a transcript of the gene PHACTR3, whose product is annotated as phosphatase and actin regulator 3. Gene Ontology annotation, molecular function: actin binding. The record is from RefSeq and is a predicted model, not a curated record. Gene Ontology annotation, biological process: actin cytoskeleton organization. NCBI's taxonomy places the organism in Eukaryota, Metazoa, Chordata, Aves, Passeriformes, Icteridae.
CAUGGCUGCAUCGGAAGAAGGGACCGGCUGCUUUCUCCCGCGAGGCAGGUCGCAGAGUGACCCCAGCAUCCUCACGGACCCCGCGGGCCCCGGGGAGCACCCAGAUGAGAUGGAGCAGUCCCCUGCAGUGCGUUCUGACUACUUGGUCUCAGGGAUUCGAACUCCACCAGUGAGGAGGAACAGCAAACUGGCAACACUGGGCAGGAUCUUCAAACCGUGGAAGUGGAGGAAAAAGAAAAAUGAGAAGCUAAAGCAGACAUCUGCAGUGCUGGAGAAGAAGAUGACAGCACGGCAAGGGAGGGAUGAACUCAUUAAGAAAGGCCUUCUGGAGAUGAUGGAACAAGAUACUGAAGGCAAAGCCUGCACUGGUGACGAUGGCACGAGGGUGACACAGAGCGAGGCUCCAGCAGCUGUGUGCCAGGCACUCACCUCAGAGGAGGAGCAGCAGGACACCACAACAGCAGCCACAACGAAUGUGACCUCCUUUGGUGAGGAGCUGCACUUGGAUGAGCUGAAAGAAGAUGCAGCCAAGAAACCUUCAGCACCCACGGAAGAACUGGAAGAUGCCAGCCUGCCAGCAUCUGAAGACAGUCCACAAGCCUUACUUGUACCUGAAUCCACAGAUUCCCCUCAGAAGCAGACAGAAAGAAACCCAGCACAGCUUCCCAGCCCUCCAUUGCUCCCAGCUCCACCACCUAAGGCAAUCUCCAAAAUCACCAAGAGCAUAACAGCAGGAAGCGAAACGGACGAUCCAGCCAUGAAAUCUCCUCCUUCCACCAUCCUGAAGAACUAUGUCAUUGUGGGUUCCUCCCAAAUCUCAGGACAAGCUGCCCUCUUCCACCCCUCUGGCCAGAAAAGCUGCGAGCCCCAUGGCAGAGGCCAGGUAACAACGCCCACCGGUUCCCCUCACCUGGCUGCCGUUCAUCUGCCUUUACCUCCCAGCAGAGUCAUUGAAGAACUCCACAGGGCUCUGGCCACCAAACACCGGCAGGACAGCUUCCAUGGAAGAGAAAGCAAAGGCUCUCCAAAAAAAAGGGUGGAUGUCCGUCCCUCAAGAACAUCGAGCAUGGAGCGCAACAAAGAGAAGGAGAACUCGCUGAGUUAUGGCAGUGACUCAGAAAACAAGAGGAACUCAGUUAAAGAGUCAGAUGAGAACAAAGAAAACAUGAUCAUGAACUCAGAGCUCAAGGAAGAGUCUGUUUUCUAUCAGGAUGAAGAAGUUCUGAACGACUCUGUUAUUUCUGGUACUUUGCCAAGAAAAUGCAAGAAAGAGCUGCUGGCAGUAAAGCUACGGAACAGACCAAGUAAGCAGGAGCUGGAAGACAGGAAUAUUUUCCCAAGGAGAACAGAUGAGGAAAGACAGGAAAUCCGGCAGCAAAUUGAAAUGAAACUCUCAAAGCGACUCAGCCAAAGACCCGCUGUUGAGGAGCUGGAAAGAAGGAAUAUACUGAAACAACGAAAUGAUCAAACGGAACAGGAGGAGAGGAGGGAAAUCAAGCAGAGACUGACAAGAAAGCUUAACCAGAGACCUACAGUUGAUGAACUGAGAGACAGAAAGAUCCUGAUUCGAUUCAGUGAUUAUGUGGAAGUGGCAAAAGCACAGGACUACGACAGGAGAGCAGAUAAACCAUGGACACGACUGUCAGCAGCAGACAAGGCAGCAAUUCGGAAGGAGCUGAAUGAAUACAAAAGUAAUGAAAUGGAGGUUCAUGCAUCCAGCAAACAUUUGACAAGAUUUCACAGGCCAUAGGAAUUUUCUUCUGAGAAGAAUCUGUCUUUACUUUUUGAUAUUGCUGCUGAACACACAUCAGGGAACCCUGAAGCCUUUCCCUGAGGUUCAGUGCAGGCUCCCUGGACGUUGCUGUGACAGAAGGACUCUGCAGUGAAGCCUCUGCAGCCCCUGGGGACAGGACAGUGCCAGCCCCGAGCUCUGGAGGCAGGAGGGUCUGGCCUGUGGAGUGGGACAAGCUGCUGAGAAAGACUGAAGUGAAGCUGCUUGGAAGAGCCUCCUCCUCUCCUUUCCCACCUGAGUGGAACUGUUUGCAGGCUGCCUUGGAAAAGGAGAUGUUGUGCAUGUACAGGCUUUACCAUUCCAAGGCCUCUGACAUAAGUGGACAUGACACUCUGUCAUCCAGUAUUACGUUGACAAGACAUUUUGAACUUACCACAAUUAGUUUGUAAAACACCUAAGUUCAUGUUCUAAAAACUAAUUUAAUGUAUUAUAAUUUCAUUCUUUUUUAUAUACUGUCUAACAGAAUCACAGCUGCAAGCAUUUUUGAUUCCUGUUACUUUUGUUCUUUAAUUAAAUGACUACUUAUUGCAGGAAAUGAA